GUUGUGGUUGAUGCUUCAAGAAGUUGUGGUUCCGAGGCUUCGAACACUCGGGUAGUGGAAUGUUUUGGUCAACAAAUAUUGACAGCUGAAGAAGAUGCAGGUGGAAGACGCGAGGUACCUGAAAAAGAAGGUGAAAGUUGGUUCACUGGAUGUACAUCCAACAGAAAAGGCACUAGUAGUCAAUUAUGAACUGGAGGCCACUAUACUUGGUCAGCUUGGCGAUGCCAUGCUUGGAGACAAAAAGGAAUGCCAAAAAAUAAUUCGGUUAAAGAGCUUGGAUAAUAACACAGACAUUGCAGCACUGUCAAGAGAAGUGGUGGAUAAAUGCAAACUUAUUCAUCCAUCCAAAUUAAAUGAAGUGCAACAUCUCAUCAGCUACCUUCUCUCAAGGAAAGACACUGGAAAAGGUCUUUCUUUAACAGAUGGACAAGUUUCCCUGGAUCACCCAACUCCAGGUCUUCCAAAUGACAUGACUGAACAGGCUAAUUUAAAUGAGUUGGAUUCUUACAUGGAGAUGCUUUAUGAAGACAUGCCUGAGAAAGUAAGAGGAGCAUCUCUCAUUCUUCAGCUUGCCAGGAAUCCUGAUUACCUUGAAGAACUCUGUCAAAAUGAGACAGUUUUGGGAGCAUUAGCAAGAGUAUUGCGUGAAGACUGGAAGAAGAGUCUUGAUCUUAGCUAUAACAUUGUCUACACUUUCUUUUGCUUCUCAGUUUUUUCAAAUUUCCACACUGUCAUAUCUCAUUUUAAGAUUGGGUCAUUGUGCAUGGACAUUAUUGAUGGAGAACUGCAGCGAACAGAUCAAUAUCGUGAACAACUUACCAAGAGGAAGAAAGGUGGAGAUCUGGCUAUUGAUCCAAUCAAGCUUCAGCAAGACUAUGAACGUAAUCUCAAAAAGUACCAGACUGUUGUGGAGAAGCAAGAUCAGGUGUUACGAGUGUGCACAUACCUGCUAUUAAAUAUUGCUGAAGAUGUCCGUGUUGAGGAAAAAAUGAGGAGGAAAAAUAUUGUUGGCCUUCUUGUUCGUAUGCUUGAGCGCGAGUCAACGGAUUUGCUUCUUUUAGUUGUCUCAUUUCUCAAAAAGCUCUCUGUAUAUAUGGAAAAUAAGGAUGAUAUGGCUGAUUUAAACAUUGUGGAGAAAGUGAGUCGUUUAGUGGCCACAGAGAACAGUGACCUCCUGAAUGUUACGGUGCGACUUCUGUUGAACUUAUCAUUUGAUGUUGGUAUGCGAGCCAAGAUGAUCAAAGUCGGACUUCUUCCCAAACUGGUGGCUCUUAUAUCAGAGGAACGCCACCAACAAGCAGUUUUAGCAGUCCUGUACCACUUGAGUGUUGAUGACAAAUGCAAAUCUAUGUUUACAUACACUGAUUGUAUUCCGGUGGUAAUGAAAUUAGUAUUAAACUCUCCAGGGUCACAAGUUCCUUUGGAGUUGAUGGCUUUGGCAGUAAAUCUGGCAGCUAAUAAGCGCAAUGCACAACUUAUCUGUGAGGGAGCAGGAUUGAAGUUGCUGCUGAAAAGGGCGCUGAAGUACAGGGAUCCCCUACUCACCAAGAUGAUCAGAAACAUUGCUCAGCACGAGGGACCAACUAGAGCUCUCUUCACAGAAACAGUUGGAGAGCUGUGUGAAGUAGUAAGCAGUGGCAAAAGUGAUGAGUUUGUUUUGGAGUGCGUUGGAGUGUUGGGCAAUCUUUCUUUGCCAGACUUGGACUAUAGUCAGCUACUUUCUAAAUAUAAUCUUAUUGACUGGAUCAAGGAGAGCCUACAACCAGAUGCAGUUGAGGAUGAUCUAGCCCUGGAAGUGGUUGUAUUAUUAGGAACAGUUGCUGGAGAUCAAGCUGCAGCAGAACUGAUUGUUGAAUCUGGCAUACUUCAUUCAUUGGUUAAUCUUCUUAAUGCAAAACAAGAAGAUGAUGAAGUUGUGCUGCAGAUAGUUUAUGUCUUCUACCAGUUAACUCGACACGAGGUAACACGACCUCAGGUCAUAUCUACAACUGAAGUUCCAGCCUAUCUCAUUGAUCUGAUGCAUGAUAAGAACACUGAGAUUCGCAGAGUCUGUGAUACAACACUCGAUAUUAUAGCGGAAAAUGAUGAAGACUGGGCCAUAAGAAUUCAAUGCCACAAAUUCCGAUGGUAUAACAGCCAGUGGUUGGAUAUGGUAGAAGAAGCAGAGAAUAUUGACACCAUGGGAGGUGAAGAAAUGGCUGGAGGAGAAGGUCUUGGUCACUCGUACCUUCAUCAUUCUGAUGUUUUGGAUCAUCAGGGACUCUAUUCAGAUGGCUUAUCUUCGCCUGAAAGUGAAGAAUACCCUGGCAUAAAUGGUCACAGUGAGGGCUCACGUCCAUCCUCUAACUACACAAAUCGAACAGAGGAAUGGAUGAACAUUUGACUUGGAAAAUGCUUGAUUCCACAAGAUAGGAAAAGGCCAAGUAAAAUGUCAGCUACCAAAUGAACAGAUGAAAAUAAUUAAUAAAUUUGCCAGCAUCAAAUGAGCAGGCAGUGUUAGUACAGGAAGCUGUGGAAGUGUGUGGGAGGCCUGACUGUACUAAGCUGUGUUUGUGAGGGGUGAAGCUCUCUAACUUCUGGACCAAGUGUGAUGUCUACCCAUCCUCAUAUUUUCCCUUACCUGAACUUGGAUUGUUGUUCUGGAAUAAAAUCCUAAGUUUUUGCAACCUAUUCUUAAACAAGUACAUGGGCUCUAAUUCCCUGUCUUAGUAUAGUCUCCAUCACUUUGCUGGAUAUGUGUUAUCAGUGAUGCUGGUCUCAUAGUUUUGGUCUUAAUUUUUGCACCUUUCUUCAGUUUAAAUAAACCUAGUAAAGGCAAAGUAAUAGUAUUGUGCUAAAAAAUUAUUUUUUAAGUUGAUGGAAAUUGUUAUUUUGAAUGUUUGGAAACAUUAACUGAGGAGUAAAGUCACUAGGCCAAAACCUUGCUGUUUUGAAAACUAGAAUUACUAUUUACACUGUUUACAUGUUACAGGGACUGUGCACUUGACCACAAUCACAAAACUCUAAAGUCUACCUGAACAUGAACAUUUUCACCAAAAGACAUGUUCAUUACAUUACAUUUAUAUUUAUAAUGAACUUCAUCAUCUAGUCCUUGCACCUUUUCCUUGAUUAAUCUAGAUAUAUUUGCUGUGUUCAACAAUUUCAUCAAUUUCAGUUGUAGUUCUUGAAUGCCUCCAAUAUUAAGUCCUGAAAAAUAUAAUCUACACAUCCAUUCCUUCAUUAAGUUUAGUAAACCUCUUAUAUAACUUAGCAAAUUGGAAUUGGAGGACCAUACCAACCUGAACCCAAGUUCCUCUCAUAAUUUUCCUUUAAUGUUUUAAUGUUUCUUCCAUUUCUUGUCCUUUUAAGUAUUUUAAGAAUUAUGUUUAUUAGUCAUUUGUUCAUUUGUCAUUAAUCAUUUAUUCUACAAAUGAGUAGACUUUUCUCUAUUUUACUUUUUAAAUGUUUACAAAAUAUAUGGCAUUGACCAGUUUUCUCCAUCUGAAUGAGACCUGGAAUGUAAUAAAGAUUUGGAUAACAGUUCUACUGCACAUUUCCUCAGGAGCCAAAAAGAUAUUAUAUCUGGUCCUGCAACUUUGAUUCACUUUCUCUCUAGCUCCAUUUCCUUUAUUUACAUCCCACAUUUUCUAUCUCCAAAAUAGUAUUUUUACUUCUAUCCUUUUGUUUGUUUUACAUAUAGUAAAACAAAGAAUAGCAGUGCCUCUAUAAACUUGAAAAAUUGUUAGGCCUGUCUUAUUUAAUGCAAUCUAUUUUCAAAUUUCCUUUCUUCCUACCUCCUUUUCUUGGUGUUGUGCCUGGGCUGUUUAAACCUUCAUUAGAUAAAGGCUUAGAAUGUUAACCAUACAGAAUCUUUCAAAUGAACUGAAUGUUGUGCUGAAUUUGUGCAUGCUUAUUACCACUCGCACUAUAUAAGAUACCACUUAUUCUGAAACUUGCCCCCUGUAAGAAUCUCUGUGUGUUGCCAUGAGCUGCUGAAAAGUAUGUGUGCUUACAAGUAUGUAUAUUGUGUGUGUGUGUAUGCACAUGUCAGGUCAUUUAUCUGUUUGACCUAUAGUGGAGUAAAGCUCCCUUUUCUGCAGAGAGCCCAUAGGCUCCCCAUAGCUGUACCGGGCUGAUGUGUAUAUAUUAGACCAUGGCAACAGUCAAUCGAUGGAGUUCUAACCCUACUGGGGAUCAGCAUCUGAAUCUGGCCCCCUCAGAGAGGCAUGAGGAACAAUGGCCUAUAGACACCCCCCCCCCCACACACAACCCCCACACACACCCCCAUGUAGUUGGAAGCAGUCUAUAUCUGCCAUCCACCAGGUCAGACACCCAGAAAGGGAGGAAUCCCAAAACAAACUACAAUUGGUGAAAAAUUGCUAACCAGAAGCCGAAUGAGCAAACAGAACUCCCCAGUCAGAAAACAUGCAUGACGUCACCACAUCCGCCACGCUGUGGUCUGCAUAAACCCCCCCCCCCCCAGCACCAUCUACCCAACCUCAGUUCUAAAACUGUUGUAUUAGGUGGCAGUCGAUUGACUCUGGCUCCAAUCCUUGAGCAGUGCUGUGCCUUGUGGUGAUGUGCUGCCAUGUGGUGGUGUGCUAGCCAGGUUCCAGAAGUACUGGAACUGCAUGCACCUAGGGUUCCCUUCCCUAGGUGCCCUAUAAGUACUACCCUUGCAGUUUGAGGUUACCUUUUACAAACUAUUUGGGGGCUACCUCUGCAGGGUUCUUUUGUUGCUUGAUGAGUUCCUGCCCUUGGGGUCAGCUGGGGUUUUUCCUACCCCUGUUUGGCCUUGGGUAGGAGGUAUCAUUGUCACUGACAAGGUAUUGUGCAGCUGUCUUAUUAUAUGCAUAGCGGCCGGUUCUGUUCCUCCUGGAGACGUUGUACUUUUGCGGGGUGUUUUUCUUUUGUUUUUGUUUUGCCUGGUGUGGUUGUAAGACCACUUGUAUUUUUUGGUGGCCCUCCACUAGAUCCCUGUGAUUGCACAUGUUGCAGGGGUUCAGCUUUUAGUUUGUUUGCUUGGUAGUUCUGGGAAAACUGGUUAGCAGUACCUUGCCGGGGCUUCCCUUAGCAGUCAGCCUAAGGGCCCUGGAAACCCCCAUUGGGGGCUCAUUAGUCCUAUGGAGGAGACCUUUAAGUUCCACCUCUCUUCAUGCGAGUUUGAAGUCGCCAUGCUGCCUGUUGGGUCGAUGACACCUUUCAUCUGGAGUCUUGCGAGUGGUGUUCCUUGCAUGUACUCCAGUUCACCCAGUCCACUGUUACUGAUAUUCGGGUACAGGCAGCUUCCAUGUUGUGCGCAAGGUUUAGGUUGCUGCAACGCGCUCGGUUGGUUACCUUUCCAGAUGCCCUGCGGUUGCCCUGUUUGGGUUAUAGGGACCCGGACUUGUGGGUCUUAUUCACCUCGACUUUGGUUUCUUCCACACCCCCCUUGUCCUUCCCCUGCUAUGGCUCGUCCUGCUCCCCCCCCCCCCCUUUCCCUGCUCCUGACUCCCAAAAGUCUGAGGGGUUUCGAAGUUCGGGCAGGGUUUUCUUGGUGGUGAGACUCGGGUAGCUUCGGGGAAUGCCACUUUCGGAUCGGCAGUGGAGGCAUUCAAGCUUGUACCUCCUGCUGGGGCUUUUGGGUCGUGCCAGAGGGCCCUCUGUAUCCCUGUUUUUCCAGUGGAAUCUGCCUUGUAUCCAGAGGCAGAGGAUUUAGAGGACGUUCUUUGCUUGUCGCCUCGCAUGCUGACAGGCGGUGCUCGUCCACUCUUUGGAAUCUGCUUGGGCCCCUGGCUCUUAGAUUUCUGUCCCCAUUUUGUCCAUUGCUGUUUUCAGAGUCAACGGUGGUGCAUCUUCUGCAGGCACUUCGUCUAGUUGCCGGGCUAUGUCGGACUUGUUGGUUCUCCGAGGAGACCGUGGGGGUCCUGCCCAGAAGGGUUGUGCCAAGGCUCGAAGUUCCUUCGGUCGUCAUAAGCCAGUUGUGCCAGAUUCGGGGCUGGUCCCUCCUGUGGAGCCGUCGGCGCAGUGCUCACUCUGAGUGUCAGUCGGGGUCUCGUAAGGGUCAUUGGCCCUUUUACCUGUUUGCCUCCUUUGAUGGGGCAAUGUGGGGGAAGCUCACUGUGUUUGCUUUCGCCUGGUCCCAAGAUUCAUGGGCUUUUGGGGUCAUUUCCUCAGGCCUGCGGUGACAUUGAGUGGUUCCUCAUCCUUCGGGGGGUUCAGGGCUAGUGGGGCAGGCCUCUUUUCCUGCGCUCUGUCAAGUCAUCCUGGAGUGGGUAUGCUUGGGUGUGGUCAAAACGAUGGCAUCCAUCAGGUAGGUUUUCUGGCUAUUUGCAGUUCCAAAACGAGAGUGUGCGGACCUGAGGUUCAUUCUGGACUUGUUCCGUCUGAACCCCUAGGUCUUUUGCCCCUCCUUUUGGAGGACUACCCUGUCCAAAGUCCGUCUUCUGUUGGAGCUGGGCACUUGGAUGGUGUCACUGGGCCUCUGGGAUGCAUAUUGGCACAUCUUGAUUCAUCCAGGGUUCAGGGACAGGCUCAAUUUUGUCGUGGGGAGGCGAGCUUACCAUAUUCGUUGCCUUCCAUUCACCUUGGAUCUGGCACCUCACAUUUUCACACACACCUUACCCAGGUCGUGUGUGAAAGUGAAAGAACCCAAGUGCCCGAUUGCAUCUGCUAGGGAUUCGGGUUCUGGCUUACCUCGAGAGCUGGCUGGUUUGGGCUUCCAGCCGGGUCGGCAUGUCUGCUGACCAUGGAUUUGGUUCUUUCCCAGCUUGCCAGGUUCGGGUUCUUGGAAAACUGGAGGAAGUCCCCAUUUGGUUCCCUCUCAGGUUUGGACUUGGCUGGACCUUGUGUUGGAUUCUCGGACCGCUUCCUUGUUUAUCCCUUCAGCAACGUUGCUGCAGCUGCGGUCCUGCCUUCGGCUGUUUAUGGAGGGCAUCCGGGUCACUCGUUGGUUGUUCGAACAGAUUUGGUGCGGGAAGUCUGGGAUACCCCCUUUCCCCCUCCCUGGGAGGGGUGGAGCUGCGCAGACAGUGGAGCAGCGGCUGUGGUGAAGUCUUGCUUGUUUUCUGAUUAGGGAGUUCUCUUUGCUUGUUUGGCUUUUGGUUAGCAAUUUUUCACCAGCUGUAGUUUGUUUUGGGAUUCCUACCUUUCUGAAGGCCUGACGUGGUAGAUGGCAAUUAUAGACUACUUCUAACUACAAGAGGGUGUCUAUAGGCCAUUGCUCCUCAUGCCUCUCUGAGGGGGUGUCAGGUUCUGGCCCUGGUCCCCGGUGGGCUUAGAACUCCAUCAAUUGACUGUUGCCAUGGUUUAAUAUAUACACAUCAACCCGGUAUAGCUCCGGGAGCCUCCAAGUCUCACCCAGAAAAUGGCGUUUCAUUACAUUCAACGCUGGUUUUAGCCAUCGGUGGUCAAGUGCAAAAACACCUGAUAUUUUUGUGCUCUGUCAUAACUACAUUUGAAGCUGUGCAUGUAAUUGGCCUUUAACUUUCACACCCCCAUUUUGAUCACUGCCAGAAAUGUUGUGCAUAAUUAUUGGCCUUAUAAAAAAGUAGUAAUGAUGUACUAUAUGUCUAUAUAAUGUAAUAUAAACAUUGUAUAUUUUUCUUUAUAAAUAAAUUCAUUAUUAUUAUUAUUAUUAUUAAUUUUAUUAUUAUUAUUAUUAUUAUAAAAGGAAUACCUUCCUCUGUCUCUCUUAUUCAUUUGUGCCCCUAGUAUUUCAGCCAUAUCAAAUGACUGUUCACGAAGCCUUCAGUGAGGGUGCUGGGCAAUGCGAUCAACAGAAUUGCGGAACAUAAACUAACACAUCCAAUUACUAGCUUGACCUAAUAGUGUUUAACCUGACUGAUAAUCAUGAUCAUAUGCAAUGCAAUUUCAGUAAUAUGCAAUAUGCAAUUUCAGGGUGUCUGUGGCAGCAUAGGCACAAAACAAAAUAAAAUUAUGUAGAUAUUAAGUUGGACUCCACGACAACAAAUUGGUUUCAGCCUGUGAGUUAGGAGUUAAUACUCACUUUGCAAGUGAAAGGACUUGGGGUUCCAAGUCUAGGCAGUGUAAACUUUUAGGCUUCAUUUCUUUGCUGUAUUUGUCUCAGUACACCAAGUAGGGACCAGGAUGUAAACUAAAUUGGCAGAUCAUGUUCUGGUGAAGAUAUAUAGAAUCAAGUUUUACAGUAAGGUGUGGUAGGAAGAGCUCAUAGCUGGCAAACAAAACGGUUAGAAACACCAGAUAAACAAAAUUGUAUAAAUGAGUUGUCUGUACUGUAAUAUGUUAUAUGAUUAUUUUAUACAAAUAAAUGCCUGUAUUCAUUAUUAAUACUAAAACAAAAUACAUGAUAAAUAUUUUAUUUUUAUUAAAUUGUGUAAUUA
Molecule: messenger RNA, 8321 nt
Organism: Procambarus clarkii (red swamp crayfish)
Lineage: Eukaryota; Metazoa; Arthropoda; Malacostraca; Decapoda; Cambaridae
Gene: Kap3
Product: kinesin associated protein 3
Biological process (GO): cilium organization; microtubule-based movement
Cellular component (GO): axoneme; ciliary transition zone; kinesin II complex
Molecular function (GO): kinesin binding
Source: RefSeq, a predicted model, not a curated record